Messenger RNA from Populus nigra (black poplar), 2096 nucleotides. Its product is annotated as monogalactosyldiacylglycerol synthase 2, chloroplastic-like. Gene Ontology annotation, biological process: glycolipid biosynthetic process. The transcript is spliced from 7 exons. Gene Ontology annotation, molecular function: hexosyltransferase activity. The record is from RefSeq and is a predicted model, not a curated record. The coding region runs from base 314 to 1819 and encodes 501 amino acids. Lineage: Eukaryota; Viridiplantae; Streptophyta; Magnoliopsida; Malpighiales; Salicaceae.
ACAAAUCCAUGUUUCAGCAAGCAUAAUUCCAUAGCACAUUGGCAUCCUUCUCCUCCAAAUUUAACCCCACAAUAACAUCUUCUUGCCAACUCACGCACAACCUUGACACCAAUAAAUAACCCUGAUUAAAACUCUCUCUCUCUCUCUCCUUGUCCCUCCGUCUUUCUCUCUCAAAACCACCAAUCUCUCUCCCUCUCCCCGCCGGGAGAAACCCCAUUUUCCGGUGGCGGGAAGGAUAUUUGACCGUUAGGUUUCACCAGGGCUCCGUUGCUUUUUCUUUGCCGACUUUUCAAAUAUUUAAAAGUUAGUUAUAAUGACGACCGUGGCUUCUCCAAGGAAAUCAUCAUUUACAGAGGUUUUACAAAGAGUUUAUGGGAAUCUUGGGUCCUUAAGUAGUAGUAGCAAUAGCAGCAACGGCUUUUAUAGUAAUAAUCUACAAAAGCACAAGUGUUAUGUUCACGAGAGUGAAGAUGAUUUUGAAGAGGAAGAUGGGACCAUGGAGCUUGUUCAGAUUGGUGCUGCAAGAACCAAGAAUGUUUUGAUCCUUAUGAGCGAUACAGGUGGUGGUCAUCGUGCUUCUGCUGAAGCCAUUCGUGAAGCUUUCAAGCUUGAAUAUGGUGAUGAAUACAACAUAAUCGUGAAGGAUGUUUGGAAAGAGUACACAGGCUGGCCAUUGAAUGAUAUGGAGGGGCAAUACAAAUUCAUGGUGAAACAUGUACAGCUAUGGAAGGUGGCAUUUCACAGUACUUCUCCAAGAUGGAUACACUCAUGCUAUCUUGCCGCAAUCGCUGCCUACUAUGCCAAGGAGGUUGAGGCUGGUCUAAUGGAGUACAAGCCAGAUAUAAUUAUCAGUGUUCAUCCCUUGAUGCAGCAUAUUCCCCUGUGGGUUCUGAAAUGGCAAGGCUUACAAAAGAAAGUGAUUUUUGCUACAGUCAUCACCGACCUCAAUAGCUGCCAUCCUACAUGGUUAGUUGAUUUGAGUUAUUUUGAAGUAAGAUGUUUCAUUAACCCCACAAUCAUAAAUUGUUUUAUCUUAACAAAGGGAUUUCUCAGGUUUCAUCCUGGGGUGAAUAGAUGCUACUGCCCAUCAAAGGAGGUAGCUAAGAGGGCUGCACUAGAUGGGCUGGAAGAUUCUCAAAUCCGUGUUUUUGGCUUGCCCAUCCGACCGUCUUUUGCUCUUGCAGUUCUUUCCAAGGAUGAGUUAAGAGAAGAGCUUGAACUGGACCCUGAUUUGCCUGCAGUUUUACUGAUGGGAGGUGGUGAAGGUAUGGGGCCUGUUAAGAAAACAGCAUUGGCUCUUGGAGAAUCACUGUUUGAUAAAGAACUUGGAAAACCACUUGGGCAAUUAAUCAUCAUUUGUGGCCGUAACAAGGCUCUCAAAUCAACCUUGGAGUCUCAUGAAUGGACAAUCCCAGUUAAGGUUAGAGGAUUUGAGACACAGAUGGAGAAAUGGAUGGGAGCUUGUGACUGCAUAAUUACGAAAGCUGGACCUGGCACAAUCGCAGAAGCAUUGAUUAGAGGGCUUCCUAUUAUUCUCAAUGACUACAUUCCUGGACAAGAAAAGGGCAAUGUGCCUUACGUUGUAGACAAUGGGGCUGGUGUCUUCACCAGAAGUCCUAAAGAAACAGCAAGAAUCGUUAAAGAAUGGUUUAGCACGAAAACAGAUGAACGUAAAAGGAUGUCAGAAAAUGCACUCAAACUAGCCCAACCGGAGGCCGUAUUUGACAUCGUGAAGGACAUUCACGAACUUGCGCAAGCACGCGGUCCUCUUGCGAAUAUCCCUUACAUAUUGACAUCAUCAUUCGCAAGCAUAAUCUGAUCAAUGAAACCUUACAUCAUCCAAGGCGCAUUAUCAACUGAGACCAAGGUGUGUCAGCGCUAGAAUGAAAUGUACAGCUAGUUCUAGUAGUAUCAUUCUUUGUCCUCAAGGGUCUUUGAACACCAAAAAUAGGGUCGUGAAUUGCUCUAAAUUAGUCAGUAAAGGUUGUUUUUCUUUUGGGAUAUUCUUUUGGGAGGAGUUAAUUAGAGGUCUGGUAAGAGUUGAUUGUGUUUCAUCAUUCUUUUCUUAUUAUUGCAGUGUUCUAGUUUUCAGGAUA